Dujonia railenensis is the source of this 1020-nucleotide messenger RNA. The record is from the annotation of a GenBank genome assembly. NCBI's taxonomy places the organism in Eukaryota, Fungi, Ascomycota, Pichiomycetes, Serinales, Debaryomycetaceae.
AUGGCAGGAUCAGUUUUCGUUUCUGGAGCCACUGGUUUCAUCGCUCAGCACAUUGUUAAGCAGUUGAUUGAAGAGGGAUACACUGUUGUUGGUAGUGUCAGGUCCACCGAAAAGGGUGAAGCCUUAAAGAAAAAUGUAGGUGACAAAUUCUCAUACGAAAUUGUCAAGGACAUCCAAGAAGAAGGAGCAUUCAAUGAAGCAUUGAAGAAGCACCCAGAGGUCACUGUUGUAUUGCACACUGCAUCUCCAUUCCAUUUCAAGGCCACUGACCCGGAAAAGGAAUUGUUGUUACCAGCUGUUCACGGUACUAAGAACGCUUUAAAGGCCGUUGCUGAGUUCGCACCACAGGUCAAGACUGUCGUAAUCACUUCAUCUUACGCAGCUAUCGCACCUGCAGAUAAGGAGAUCGACCCAACUUUCACGAUUACCGAAGAAACUUGGAACAACAUAUCAUGGGAGGAUGCUAAGGCCAAUGCCUUUUCGGGCUACCGUGGAUCCAAAGCAUUUGCUGAAAAGGCGGCCUGGGAGUUCGUUAAGACCGAAAAGCCUAACUUUGUCUUGUCAAUUGUCAACCCAGUGUUCGUUUUCGGGCCUCAGGCUUUCGACUCGGAAAUCAAGGCAGAAUUGAACACUUCUGCAGAGUUCAUCAACAAUAUCUUGAAGCAAAAGCCAGACGAAGAAUUGGCUGCGUUCAAGGGUGCCUUUAUUGACGUUAGAGACGUCUCUAAGGCCCACAUCUUAGCUUUUGAAAAGCCUGAGUUGGCAGAACAAAGAUUGUUACUUGCUAACGGAAGAUUUGCUGCACAAGAUGUGGCUGAUAUCUUAAACACUAAAUUCAAAGACGUUUUGGGCGGAAAAAUUCCAGUCGGUACCCCAGGCUCCGGACCUGAAGUCACCAGUAAGUUAGCCAAGAUAGACAAUUCCAAGACCAAGAAGUCGCUUGGUUUCGAAUUUGCUUCUUUGGAAAAGACCGUUGCCGACACAGUUCAGCAAAUCUUGGAUGUGAACGGUGGUAUCUAA